Messenger RNA from Eucalyptus grandis, 905 nucleotides. Its product is annotated as glutamine synthetase leaf isozyme, chloroplastic. Gene Ontology annotation, cellular component: cytoplasm. Lineage: Eukaryota; Viridiplantae; Streptophyta; Magnoliopsida; Myrtales; Myrtaceae. Gene Ontology annotation, molecular function: glutamine synthetase activity. The record is from RefSeq and is a predicted model, not a curated record.
GAACACCAAGUCAGACGAAGCAUGGGAAUUGAAGCAGGAGAUCAUCUCUGGUGUUCAAGAUACCUUCUUUAGAGAAUAACCGAGCAAGCUUGUGUUGUCCUCAUGUAAGAUCCAAAGCCAAUAGAGGGUGACUGCAACGGUGCAAGAUGCCAUACUAACAGCAUGAGAGAAGAAGGAGGCUUUGAAGCAAUAAAGAAGGCAAUUCCGAACUCACUUCGCCAUGAGGAGCACAUUAGCGCCUAUGGAAGAUUGAUGGGAAAGCAUGAAACAGUCAACACCAACACAUUGUCUUCGGGAGUUGCCAAUUGUGGUUGCUCAAUCUGUGUGGGUCGUGACAAUGAGAAGCAAGGAAAAGGUUACUUGGAAGACAGGUGUCCUGCCUCAAACAAGAACCUAUACGUCGUGACCUCAUUACUUGCUGAAACUACAAUUUUGUGGGAGCCCCCCAUCAAGGCUGAAGCUCUUGCUGCUGAGAAGCAAGCAUUGAAGGUCUAAAAUUUGAACUACUGGCUAAGAACGGCCAACUCCCUUAAUUAAAUCAGUGGAGACCUCCAGGCUGAGAUACUAUUGAACUCCUUUUCCUUCAGAUUUAGGUCAUUGACAGAAGAUCCUCAUGAAAAUAAGGCUUCCCGGAGGGAGAGAAAAUUAGGUGUCCAAGCUCGGACGUGAUCUCCAUUACAUUGGUUUCAUCCUGCAUUUGUGAGUAGUUUCACCAUUAUGGGCAUUUGAGUUCACCUAUUUGCCUUUAGUGUCACGGAUGACUUAUUGUCUUUGUAUUCUCAGUUACUUCGACAUGUCAGCAUAAUUCAUCCAAAUUUUGAGUGUCCUCAUAAGCUCAAGUCAUUCAAUUUGGCAUGCCGACCUUUCUUUUGAAUAAAAGGCUGUUUGACUUCUCAUUCACUAAA